Molecule: messenger RNA, 4401 nt
Organism: Elgaria multicarinata webbii
Lineage: Eukaryota; Metazoa; Chordata; Lepidosauria; Squamata; Anguidae
Gene: TTPAL
Product: alpha tocopherol transfer protein like
Exons: 5
Coding region: 85-1104 (339 amino acids)
Cellular component (GO): membrane
Molecular function (GO): phosphatidylinositol bisphosphate binding
Source: RefSeq, a predicted model, not a curated record
CUUCCGGGUCAUGGGCCGCUUUCCUACCUGGAAACGGGCUCUUCCGUUUUAGAAGAGCUGGAGCCGCGAUUUCCCCACUAACCAAUGUCAGGAGAUGGCGAUGGCACCAUUAGAAGUCCCUCUGAGGGAUCUCUGUCAGGAAUUGAGGUCCUGUCAGAUCAGCCAAAGUAUGUCUGCACACUGUCUGCUGAGCUUGUUGCCAAGGCACGUGAAGAGCUGCAGGAAAAACCUGAAUGGCGGCUUCGAGAUGUUCAAGCCCUCAGAGACAUGGUGUGCAAAGACUAUCCUAACCUGGGAACAUGUCUAGAUGAUGCUUUCUUGCUCAGGUUCCUUAGAGCCAGGAAGUUUGACUAUGAUCGGGCACUUCAGCUUCUUGUAAACUACCACUGCUGUAGAAGGAGUUGGCCUGAGGUCUUCACUAACCUGAAACCAUCUUCUAUACAAGCUGUUUUAGAAUCUGGCUUUGUCACUGUGCUUUCUCAAUUAGAUGCUGAAGGACGCCAUGUUGUCUGCAUUCGCCCAGACAGAUGGACACCAAGCAACUACCCAAUUACUGAAAAUAUUCGUGCCGUAUACUUAACAUUAGAAAAGCUCAUUCAGUCUGAGGAGACCCAGGUGAAUGGAAUUGUAAUCCUUGCAGACUACAAAGGAGUCAGCUUAUCUAAGGCAUCUCAUUUUGGUCCUUUUAUAGCCAAAAAAGUGAUUGGAAUACUUCAGGAUGGCUUCCCUAUUAGGAUAAAAGCUGUCAAUAUCAUAAAUGAACCCCGCAUAUUCAAGGGCAUUUUUGCCAUCAUCAAACCUUUCCUAAAAGAGAAAAUAGCAAAUCGGUUUUUUCUUCACGGGUCAGACUUGAGUUCUCUUCAUCACAACCUUCCACCGCGGAUCCUCCCUGAAGAAUAUGGAGGCACUGCAGGGAAGCUGGACAUCUCUACCUGGAAUGAGUUGCUGCUGGCCUCGGAGGAUGACUUCCUGUAUGAUGUCUCUCACCUGGCUCUCUCCAGUGACUGUACACCUCAUGACCCAUUAAUGAGUGGAGAGAUAGAUGAGAAGCAGUGUGAUGACUCUUUGCGAAGCUUGAAAACCCAGCUCUAUUCUUGCUAUUAGCAUACUAGUUAAAGCUUCUAAAAGGUCACCUUCCUGCUCACAAAGGGAUUAGGAACUCCCCCUUGUUCCUAAGGCUGUAGCCUAUAUGUAGAGACAGCUGAGGCACUUUACAUUGGAACCAAAGUAAAUUAAAAAGUAGAAGCCAAGGAGCGAGGUGAAGUUGUGUGACGGAUCGGUGCUGUUUGGACCAGCUUGAGCGUUUUGUGGUUCAUUGACCCUUUGCAAAAGCAGCAUCCCUCUGAGAUUAAAUGUCACACUUGAGUGGAAAUUAAGGAACUUUGCUAAAACCAAGCUCCUAAGCACAAUUUCUUGAAAGUAAGUUGCAUUAACAUUACUCAGACUUGCUUUCAAAUAAACAAGUUUAGGGUCAAAGCACUAGGUCAGCUUUCCCCAACCUGAUGCCAUCGAGAUGUUUUGGACUACUAUUCCCAAGAUUUCUGACCUUUGGCCAUACUGGCUGGAACUGAUGGAACUUGAUGUCUAUAACAUCUGGGUAGCACCAGGUUGGUGGAGGUUGCCUUAGAUUCUCUCUCAGGCAGAAAGAGGUAAAAUGGCUUACAAGUUUGGCAGUGCAGAAAUCUCGUAAUGGAUUGUGCUGUCCCGUUUUGUGGAAAAAGAAACAAAUAGUGUGGACCGCGUGAUAUGAGGAUAAUUUACUAUUUUAUGGCAGCUGAAGCUUCUAAUCCAAGAAAUACCCUUGGGCUGUCAUCUUGAUACUUUUAUAUACUGGUUAUUGCUACCCCUAACAUUAAGUUCUUUCCACACUCAUAGAAUUAUGUCUCCUGUAGAGAGUGUUACUACUGAGGUGGAAAGCCUUUGACUUGAAUCUUGCAGGAGGAGUUAGAAAAUGCAGUGGUUAUCACUAAAGCUCAAUGAAAGCACAUACGCAUUCUGCCUAAUAGAAAGCAUCAAACCGUCUGUGAAUCUACUUUAUACCCAUACUUGAACUUGUUCAACAGAGAGAGCCAACAACAAAGGACAGAGAUAGCUUUGCAUAACUCAGCUGUCGGUUAGUACCCUGCCUUAUUAAAGUAGGUCUGGUGGGGGGUAAUACAGAAAUCAUUGAUAGCGGUAGAUGUCUGUCUAGUAAGGGAAAGCUUCUUGUUUAGAUACCUUUAUUUUUUGGAGAUAGAAUUUUUGAGCUAGUCUCUGUAAACCAAAUGUAGGCAGGGUAGUUUACAAGCACAAUAUCCAGUUUGUAAAUGUUUUUCCCCCUCCGCUCCCGUUCAGUGUGGUGUUUGGUCACUUGGACCUCAGUGCUGUUUUAGCUUGGCUUCCUUUGCUAAGACCACUUUCAGUCUUGUCUGUAGAGUCACCCUUUUCAAUAUAAGUUAGUGCUUUAGGUCUUCCUUUAUUGGUAGUUUAACUUUCUUAAGAUGUGUGUUCUGUCUUUGAGUUCCAUAGUAUUCAACUAUCUCUUAUUUCAUUCUCUUGGGUUAUAAACUUUGAGCCCAUUCUUCACAUUUACUAUAGGCUGAAACCUUAAUGGGGCUCUGGACCCCUGGCUUGCUGUUUCAUGCAUAUAGGGCAGCAGGUCAACUUACCACCACCUCAUCUUACAGCACUUUUUAAAUGGUUGGAACUAUUUGUGGAAACUUACGUAGUGCCAACUAAGACCAGACACUGGUGCUUAUUGUAAAUAUGGAAUAAGGUCUUCAGCAGGUGGACCGUUGUAUUGUCAGUGCCAAACUUGUAUUUUAUUUUUCUAAAUCACGUAACCACUUGCCUCUGUAUUACCAAAAGGUGAGGCAACUUUGCCAGUGCUGCUGUGCUUAACCUAGAAUUUCCGCUUUGAGUAUAUAUAAUGUGUGGUUUGUUAACUACCAAAACAGGCCAUGGAAUCUGUUUAAUGCCUACUACCAGUCUCCUUUGCAGUUGCAGAUUAGAUACAGCAGAUCAUAUCCCUUCUCAAAGCUUUGUAUUUGGAGUUUUCCUACAUGGAUAUACUUAAAUGUAAAUUGCUUUUUCCUAUUUUGAGUCACUGACACUGGAUACACGUCUCUGUACUAGAAUGCAGAAAAUGUAGGAAACUGCAUUUGUUACUUCUGUUCAUGGCAGUGAAAAAUAUGUGAUGUGCAUCCUUUCUUCUAUUGGAAACAAUGUCCAUGUAGAAAAAUUGAAGUAGUUUGGCUGUAACUGAACUAACCUUUGAAGUUUCACUGAUCAAACAUGCUAGAAAUCAUGGUGGCUUUUCCCUGAAACGUCUCAUCUGAACAUGGGCUCAUAAUUUAUGGGGAAGCUGUUGUAAACAGACUUCACCUGUUCCUCAUAUCCUUUUUUUCUGUGAGUAAAUGAGUAGCAGGUCUCAAAUGGUACUGAUUGCUAAUAUUAUGCAGAAAAUGUUAUCAGCCGACUACAUUUUACUUCAUUACCUUUUCCUCAGUAAAGGAAUUUGACAUCGUUCUGUAAAUAACUUAAGCAGAAGAGUCCAGGCGGCUAUAUAUAUAUAUAUAUAUAUAUAUCCCCUGCAAAGGCUCAUGCAUUAAGUAUGUUGGGACUUCCCAUUAAUUUUAUUCUACAGGAACGAACAUUUGGUUCAGUACCUUAAGUUUUCCCCACAUGUACUUUGGAAUAACUAAAUUUAUAACACGUGUAGAGAUAUUUACUUCUAAAAGGAGCCUACUCUAAACUACGUCCCUUCUCACACUGUCCCCCACCCCCACACAGGCUCUUCUGACAUAGUUUUCUAUAAAGUCUUCACUCGCCUACUUCUGUAAUAACUGCUUUUGAGGUGUUAGGGGCAACUAAGCAAGGAGGUAGGAUAGUGUUAACACAGAUUAAAAGUUUAGGUGUUUUUGAACAGGGGAGGAAAGCUGUUAACAUAUUGUAUGUAUAUUCUGGGACUUUGGUUUUGGAGAUUGUUUGGCAGUAUUGACACUUCUGUAAAGAAUCAUUCCAAGCAGAGCAGUUGUACUAGGGGAGUACCAGGCCUUAAGCAAGACACAGUGGUAACUUAUUACAAUUGUCAAAUUGCCUUUAUCUACAUAGGAAGUAGAACAAUGAUCACUAUAAAUAAAAAUACUUGAAUUUAUACUAUGGGCUGAACAAGCAUCUGUAAAGCCUGAGGUUUUUCCAGAGGGUGGUUGAAGUGCUUUGUUGCUAACUGUUCAGUCAGUUUUGGCAUUUGUCAGUAACUGUUUCAAAUGAAUUUGUUUUGCCUUUUCCUGUAUGUAGAAUUCAGGUGUUUGGUUAAAGUAUAUACCUUUUGAGAAUUUAUUUUUAUAUUGCACUUUAUAAAAUGAACCGUUUAAGUGUAACUUUAUGCAUGAAUGGAUAUUAAACAAUCCUACUUUAAAA